Molecule: messenger RNA, 225 nt
Organism: Racocetra persica
Lineage: Eukaryota; Fungi; Glomeromycota; Glomeromycetes; Diversisporales; Gigasporaceae
Source: the annotation of a GenBank genome assembly
UUAUUCAAAGCCAAAGCAAAAAUAAACUGGAAAAAAUCAGUAAUGAAAAUUAAAAAUAAAGAUGUAAAAAUUCAAGUUCCUAUUGAAUUUAGGCAUAUUACUAGAAUUUCAAGAGUUGAAGCUAUAUUCAAAGGAAAAACAAAAGAAGAAAGCUCUGAUGAAAGUAAAAGUGAAGAUAAAUCCUCAAGUGAAUCUGAUGAAUCUAUUGAAUAUGAAAAUGAAUAA